UAAUUGCCACACGACAAGUGACAUGAAUCAAGUGUGAUUCAGAGUUAGGAAAUAAGCACAAAAUGCACUAGACUUCUUAGUUCACUCAGAGAAUGAAUAUAUAUAUAUAUAUAUAUACAUUGAUCCCUGUGAAAAUGUAGGGCAUUUCACUACUCAUCUGCAGUCGAGGGCCAAAAAAAAAAAAAGAGAGAAAAAAAGAAUGUAUCAAUCUCGAAGAAAUGCAGUCCCAGUUCUGCUGGUGCUAAUGGUCACCAUGGCAGGUUUCCUGGUGCUGGAAACCAGGGGGAGUCCUUGUGUAAGCACUUUCUUCUCUGCCCUUGUUCAGCUGAUUCCAUGUAGGGCAGCAGUUGCUCCAUUCAGUCCCUACCAACCAAACGAGGCUUGCUGUGUUGCCCUCAAAGCUCUAGGACAGCCCUGUUUAUGUGUACUUAUCAAUGGUCCUCCGAUUUCAGGAGUCGAUCGCAGCCUGGCCAUGCAGCUUCCUGAAAAAUGCGCUGCCAACUUUGAAGCAUGUAACCUUUUUUAG
Coffea arabica (coffee) is the source of this 526-nucleotide messenger RNA. RefSeq lists its product as uncharacterized. The record is from RefSeq and is a predicted model, not a curated record. Lineage: Eukaryota; Viridiplantae; Streptophyta; Magnoliopsida; Gentianales; Rubiaceae. Gene Ontology annotation, biological process: systemic acquired resistance. Gene Ontology annotation, molecular function: fatty acid binding.